AUGGAUCACCGAAAUAGCACCCCGCGCUCGCGCCCGUCGCUCAAAUUCGCGAACCGGAGCUACCAAGCUUCACCUCUUAACCCCAACAAGCGACUGGGCACUCCCCAGACUGCUCCGUCCCAGAGAAUCCUGAACCGCGACCCGGCCCCCUCGAGCAACCUCAACACGAGCACCAUCUCCACCGCUCACAACCUCUUCCGCUCAUCCUCCAUCAGCGCGAGCCCGGCCGUCACCCCCUUCUCGCCGAGUCUGCCUACGAGCACCGCCAAGAAGGUUUUCGCGCCUGGCGCGACUCCGGCCUCGCAAAAGGUUUACCGGGAGACCAUCGCUCAGGCUACCCCGCGAGGCCUGUCGACCAAAUCGACGUCGGCCGACCUUUUCCACAUGCGCAUUCCCUCCCCGCCCCCCGAACUCUCUGGCGAGGCACUUGCGCGAGACAUCCCCCCUGAGCUCGAAGCCAAGGGCACUGUGUACGCAGACCAGUACCUCGGCCACCUUGUGCCCCCUGAAUACGAUGACCUGCAGCGACGCCAGCUCUUCUGCGUCCUGGAUCUCCGCCGUCUCAAAUAUGCUGCCAAUGAGAUAUUUACCAAGAAGGAUUGGAAGCUCAACAUCAUGAACUUUGCAAAAGAGUUUGAAAAGAGUCGAAGCCUGAUCAUGCUCAGAUACGGCCUCUACGAGUUCAAGAACGUCAAACCCUCGGAGGAGGUGUUGAAGAAGUGGAGAACCGCCCACAACCUGCCCGAGCCUGAGGAGGACGCCGUCGAUGCCAGCCCUUCGAGACAGACCACUCGUUCCAAGCGCAAGGCUGAGGACCAGUUGACUCCCAAGGAUGCGGCACUGUCGACUGCCUCCCCCAACAAGAACAACAAGAGACGUGCUGUAGACAGAGAGGAGGAACAAGAGCCGGCCACCCCAGCUGCGAUCAAGAACAAGAGAAGGGCGACCGUGACCGACGAGUCGGACGAGAACCAGCCGAGCAAAUUGCAGAAGUCGACUUCGACGCCCUCCGCAACUAAGAGCAUGUUCGAGAGGGUUGCUAACAACCAGGGGCCGGCCUCGACCCCCAAGGCGACUCCCAAGGCUGCAGAGGCGAAGCCCAAUCCCUUUGGGAGCGUCUCAAAGCCUGCUGCCAACAACCUUUCGCGUUCUGUGCUCGAAGCCAAUAUUAAGCCUGCUCAGCCGUCCAACAUCUUUGGCUAUCUCUCCGAUGCCAGCUCUGCAAAGAAUAGCGGUGUGGAGGCCGACGGCGAGAGCGAAACCGACUCCGACGAUGACGUGGAGACGCAGGGAGCCGGACAGCAGAGCUACGAGCCGAGCGUUGCCGCUAGCGGUGGCGCCGAAACACCUUUGGCCCAGCCAGCUUCGAACCCCUUUGGUGCCCAGAAGCCCCUUUUCUCCAGCACCUCCAGAGAAGGCACGCCGGGCAAGAGCCUCUUCGAUCGCGUUAGCAAGGACAACAGCGGUCGGGCUCUCCGUGCGGACUCGGCUGAGCCCGCGCCCUCGGCCGACAAGACGCCGUUUGCUUCUAACAAGGAUGCCGCGCCCGCUCCUGUCAACGCGACCUGGAACCCCAACUCUCCGAUCAAGUUCAAUGCCAAUGCUCCGGCCAGCAAUGGUCUCUUUGGCGCAUCUACCGCUACCAAUGGGUCUGGCUCCCUCUUUGGCGCUAAGCCUGCCGCACCCGCUUCCAAUUUAUUCGGCGCCACGCCCGCUGCGCCCUCUUCCAAUCUGUUCGGUGCGCCCAAGCAGGAUGAGAAUCCCAAGGCCGAGAAGCGCUCCCGACCUGAGGAGGACACGGGGGCCGAGUCUGACAAGGAAAACAGCUCUCAGCCUCCCGCCAAGUCCACCUUUGGCGGAUUCUCUGGGUUCCAGUCCAAGUCGUCGGAGCAGCCCAAAAAGGAUGAGGCACCGUCCAAGCCGGCGGCUGCGCCGACGUUCGCGUUCGGUGCUUCUGCUUCCAAGGCGGAAGAGGCCAAGGCUCCGGCUCCGGCCUCGAACCUCUUCGGCGCUCAGGACAAGCCUGCGGGCUCCGUCAUGCAGUCCUCGACGCUGUUCGGCGCGAAGCCUCAAGAGGCACCUGCCGCCGAACCUGCUAAACCCCUGUUCGGCGCAAGUAUUUCGGGCACUUCGACUCCUUUCCAGUCGAACUCCCUCUUCGGCAACAACGCGCCGGCAUCGGGUACCUCCAACCUUUUUGGUGCUAAACCAGCCGAGGCUCCCAAGGCACCCGAGGCCGCUUCUGCUUCCGCGGCGCCCGUCUUCAGCUUCGGUGCUAACAAGCCGGCGGAGUCCGCCCCAGCCGCCAACCCUCUCUUUGGCGGCAGCCCCAUGAAGCAAGAUGGGCCGCCAGCGAAGAGGCAAUUCAAUGCCCCAUCUUCUGCACCUUCCGCGCCGUCAGGUGGCAUGUUCAACUUUGGAGGAAACCAGAGCGCGCCUGCUUCCAACCCAUUCGGGGGUGCUGCGUCUGCACCCCAGACUAACGGAGGUUCUAGCGGUCCCCCAAGCUUCGGCUCCGGUGGCGGUGGAUCUUUUACGUUCAGCGCUGGUGGUGGAGGUCAGACUUUCAACAACCCCUUCGCGUCUAACAACGGAGGUACAUCCGAUGCCGCCCCUUCGUCCGGAGGCAUGUUUAACUUUGGUGGAUCAUCUGCGCCUUCCAACGGCUCUUCGCCAUUCCAGUUCGGCGGCGGUUCGUCCUCGGCUGCUCCGUCGAGCAGCACCCCCUUCCAGUUUGGAGCCGGUGCUCCCGCUCAGCCUGCGGCUCCCGCAGCGUCGGCUUCCACUUUCACCUUUGGCGCCUCGACCGGAUCCGCCAACUCCUCGGCGCCCGCCUCUCAGAAACCGCUGUUCGGAGCGUCGACUUCGACGCCCACGAGCAACCUCUUUGGUUCCAAGCCCGCUCAGCCUGCGUCCGGCAUGUUCGGCAACCUGCAGCCUCCGGCCGGUGUUUCGACCACUGGAACCAACUCGCCUUUUAACUUUGGCGGCGCCUCAAGCCUAGCCACUACCCCUGCCACGGGAACUCCCGAGCCGGCUGCGGAAGCGGAGAAGGCUGGUGGUAGUGGCGAAGGUGACGAUGCUGAAGGCAAGCCUCACGAGCAGCUCAAGCUCACUGAGGGAGGUCCCGGUGAGGAAGACGAGUUGGUUGUCCACGACGUUCGUGCUAAGAUUAUGAAGUACAUUCCUGCCGGCUCUGAAGAGGACCAGGACAGCGGCGAUGACCAGCCCAAGAACAAGAGCCCAUGGUCGACCAAGGGUGUUGGCCCGUUCCGUUUACUGAAGCACAAGAACACAGGCGCCGUCCGCAUGCUCUUGCGCGCGGAGCCCCGUGGCCACGUCGUGCUGAACCGAUCCCUCCUUCCCAGUGAGACCUACAAGCCGGACAAGAAGUACGUCAAGCUCACCACCUCCAAUGAGGCCGGCAACGGUCUCGAGACGUGGAUGGUGCAGGUCAAGACUGAGGACCUGGCCAAGACGCUGGUCGCCGCCCUGGAGACCCACAAGUUGGCCAACGCCAAAUGA
Messenger RNA from Colletotrichum graminicola M1.001, 3525 nucleotides. RefSeq names its product RanBP1 domain-containing protein. The transcript has a single exon. The record is from RefSeq and is a predicted model, not a curated record. Gene Ontology annotation, biological process: intracellular transport. Lineage: Eukaryota; Fungi; Ascomycota; Sordariomycetes; Glomerellales; Glomerellaceae. Bases 1 to 3525 code for a protein of 1174 amino acids.